AUGGCACUGCUCCACAUUGUCCAAGACACUUUUUCAACCCUGGAGCUCUUCCAAAAUGACGAGAGUGCAAGAGCGCCAGAACCCUAUCCUGUCCCUGCUGCGAACGUUCAAGCCCAACUUGAAACUGCUCCUGAGAUUGAUUCUGCUCCUUCAGCACCCGAGACGCUCCCGGAGCAGGGCCUCGAAGUCCUUUACAACAAAUCGCCCCCAGAGGCUGUUAACGUCAAUGGCGAUAUCAAACAGCCAGAGACUUCGACUACACUUCGAAAAACUAUUUUCUUAAAGCGGAAAAACUUUGCUUUCGCGGCCCUGGCCGUGUUGCUUCUUAUGGCACUAGCCGUUGGGCUCGGUGUUGGACUCCGAAAAUCUCCGAGAGCCUAUCCUAGCUCUUCAGCUACAGCCAGACCCUCAGGGGGGCCGAUUUCAAUGAACACAGCAAGUCCCACGGCGUCUGCACAUCCUGUAAAUAGCUCUUUCACGCAACAAAUCCUCAACGAUACUUCUUUUGCAGCAAUAUAUAUGAAUAGUGGCGAUAGACAUGUAUUCUUUCAGGAUAUCAAAGGGGAUAUUCAGCAAGUUGUUUACGCAGCCUCGGAAGAUCAAUGGAUUGUAAAGACAAACCCAACGGGUAUCUCGGACGCGAGAUAUCUGACACCCUUAGCGGCUGAUGUUGUGGAACAAGAUGUUAGCACAAGUCUUCAUCUUUACUAUAUUUCGGUCAGCAAUCGUCUCAGCUCAAGAACGUAUACCGACGGUAUUUGGUGGCAAUCUAGUGAGGAUCUCUCAAAUUACACUACAUUCCCGAGUACGCGGCAACUAUCAGUUACGUCAACCAACAGCACUGGAACUGUUGCUGCAAAUGAGACUGUUAAUCAGAGUCUCUUGUUAUACGAGAAUCUGCAUGGCGACGUGUCCGCUCUUUUGAGAGUGGCACGAGCUGCUACAGAUCCGUGCGAUGCCAUCGCUCUCACAUGUCUUAAGCUUGGGUUGGGUACAAAGUCUCACUGGAUUGAUAUCACCUCAAACAACAAAUCGGAAGCGCGCUUCGGGUUUUCGCCCAUCUAUUUCAUUGGUAGGUUCAAUCAAACUUUCAGCAGCACAUUGUACGAGACGAAUGGAGGAACUACACUCAGAGCCCCGUUUGCCAGCGCACCGACCCCUUUCCUGAAUCAAAGUAUAUUAGAUGUGCAGAUGCUUUUCUACGACUACAACUCUACUUCCUUCUUGACGUCCGAAUACACUUCGUGGAAUAAUGCCAGCUAUGGAAAAUUCUACUCGGGAUGGGAGACAUCAACCACAUCAAAUCAGGUCAACUUCGAAAACAGCAAUUUUAUCGAAUCUGACCUCGUGAUGAUUAGUCCGCCUGGCUAUUUAUUUGCAAUCUGGGUUAAUGGCACACGGCCAGUCGUCAUCAACUUCAAUCCCGCCACGAACACUGCCCCCGUUGGUCCAUUCCCUUUCAGGAGACUUGCUAGUAUUACUUUAGCUAACCAAACGGAGAGCUACUUGUAUCAUCAAAUUAACGGGACUACGCUUGCGGAGGAGCAGUACCUCCCUUCUUUGAACCAAUGGAUCACCACCUCUUACAUCACGAUCUCAAGUUCUUAG
Letharia columbiana is the source of this 1608-nucleotide messenger RNA. RefSeq lists its product as uncharacterized. The record is from RefSeq and is a predicted model, not a curated record. The transcript has 5 exons. NCBI's taxonomy places the organism in Eukaryota, Fungi, Ascomycota, Lecanoromycetes, Lecanorales, Parmeliaceae. The coding region runs from base 1 to 1608 and encodes 535 amino acids.